Messenger RNA from Gadus macrocephalus (Pacific cod), 7598 nucleotides. RefSeq names its product spectrin beta chain, non-erythrocytic 4-like. Gene Ontology annotation, biological process: actin cytoskeleton organization. Gene Ontology annotation, molecular function: actin filament binding; phospholipid binding. Gene Ontology annotation, cellular component: cortical actin cytoskeleton; plasma membrane; cell junction. The record is from RefSeq and is a predicted model, not a curated record. The coding region runs from base 248 to 2983 and encodes 911 amino acids. The transcript is spliced from 11 exons. Lineage: Eukaryota; Metazoa; Chordata; Actinopteri; Gadiformes; Gadidae.
CGCGCGUGUGUGUCGCUCCAGGUCCUGGCCCAGAUCGAGGAUAAGCACCGGCGCCUCCCGGAGGUGCGGGCCCUGAAGGGCGGGGCCGCCAACACCAGCUCCCUGCACCGGCUCAUGCACAGCUUCGAGCAAGGACAUCCAGCUGCUGGUCACACAGGUGCGCCAGCUGCAGGAGAGCGCCGCCCAGCUGAGGACGGUGUACGCCGGGGAGAAGGCGGAGGCCAUCGCCUGCCGCGAACAGGAAGUGAUGCUCACCUGGAAGGAGCUGCUGACCUACUGCGAGGAGUGCCGAGUGCAGAUCACCACGGCGACGGACAAGCUGCGGUUCUUCGGCAUGGUGCGCGACCAGCUCAUGUGGAUGGACUCCAUCAUCUGCCAGAUCGACACCGGAGACAAGCCCAGGGACGUGUCCUCGGUGGAGGUGCUGAUGAACUACCACCACGGCCUGAAGAACGAGGUGGAGGCCCGCAGCAGGAGUCUGAUGGAGUGCAUCGAGAUGGGAAAGACCCUGCUGGCCGUCAGGAACCCCGCGGCCGAGGAGAUCAAGGAGAAGCUGGACAAGGUGGUUGCUAAGCAACACGAACUGUCUGAGAAGUGGGACAAACACUGGGAGGCGUUACAGCACUUGCUGGAGGUGCACCAGUUCGCCCAGGAGGCGGUGGUGGCCGAGGCGUGGUUGACGGCCCAGGAGCCCUUCAUCAGCAGCAAGGAGCUGGGCGCCAGCGUGGACGAGGUGGAGCAGCUCAUCCGACGCCACGAGGCCUUCCGCAAGGCCGCCGCCACCUGGGAGGAGCGCUUCAGCUCGCUGCGCAGGAUCACCACGGUGGAGAAGCUGCGCGCGGAGCAGAGCCAGCUGCCCCCCACCCCACUACUGGGACGCAAGGUCUUCCUGGAGCCUCAGGACGCCGCCCCCAACCCCGCCACCCUCCCCCGCCUCCCCCUCUCCCCCGUCAUGAGGCAGACCAUCUACGAGCAGAACGACGCCAGCUCCCCCCCCUCCCCCUCGCCGGCCACGCCCCCCACCCCCUCCCCCUCCCCCCUGGCGCGGCGUCUGGGCGCCCCCGCGGCGGGCUACACCCCGGUGCUGAGCGCCGGCUCCGCCUACCGCCACCACGGCCUGGAGCCGCGGCACGGCGCCCCGCCGGGGGGGCUGGCCGCCGGCCUGGUGCAGCCCGCCCCCUCCUCCAUCGCCUCCAUCGCCACCGCCGCCAUGAUGGUCUCGGCCAACCAGGCGCGCGAGAGCGCCCUCACGGCCCGGGAGCAGGCGGCGCUGUCCGUCGGCCACGCGACCUCGGCCCCGCCCACGCUCCUGGUGCACUCGCCCGAGGCCAAGGCGCCGGCGUCCCCCUCGCCGUACCUGCGGCAGCCCAAGAUGAAGUGCUUCGACGACGUGGUCACGCCGCUGCUGGUGGCGGGCCGGCUGGAGAAGGCCCGCGAGCGGGAGCGUGAGAGGGAGGCCAUCCUGGGGGAGAUCGGCACGGGCGGGGGGGAGGUGGCCGUGAUGGCGGAGGUGGUGCUGCAGCACCCCGCCCGGGAGCGGUCGCACGGCGAGCCGGCCAGGAGGUCCCGGGCGUCCGCCCGGAGCGACCCCCUGGCCCAGGCCGAGCCCCAGGUGCAGAACGCCCGGGAGCCCAGGGAGUCGCGGGGCGAGUCGCGGGAGCCCCGCAUCGAGCGGCAGCUGUCCAGCGAGCAGCUGAUCCAGGCGCGGCGCGACGAGCUGCCCCAGGAGGUGUGGCGGGAGCGGGAGCGUCGGACCCUGGAGCGCCAGACCUCCAGCGAGCAGGAAGGCCCCGGGGGGCUGGCCGGGGCGGGGGGUCACGGCAGCGGGAGCCACGGCAGCGGGGGAGGCCACGGCAGCGGGGGAGGUCACGGUGGAGGAGGAGGAGGAGGAGGAGGAGGCGGAGGCGGUGGUGGUGGGGGAGGGGGAGGGGGAGGUCACGAGGGGCGCCGGCGGGACCGGGACCGCCACCGGCUGGAGAAGCAGGAGUCCAGCGAACACGAAACGGGGAAGGAGCACUCGGACCGGAAGCCCGCUGGAGGAGAGAAGCGGUCCACGCUGGCAGACAUCGUGGAACAGCUGCAGGAGAGGGAGGCCGCGCAGGCGCGCGGCGAGGUCCCCCCAGUGCCCAACGGCGUUGGAGAGGCCACCUCCAACAAGUCCUCCUCCUCCCGGCCCGACCGGCCGCGAGCCCGGGACCGGCCCAAACCGCGGCGGAGGCCGCGCCCCAAGGAGCCCGGCGAGGCGACCACGCGGAGGUCCCGGUCGGCGCCCGCCCAGACCACCCCGUCGGCGCCGAGGGUGCCCAGCCACACGGCCCACCACGAGGGCUUCCUGUUCCGCAAGCUGGACAUCGAGACCCUGAAGAAGAGCGCCAACAGCAGGUCCUGGGUGAACCUGUACUGCGUGCUGAAGCAGGGCGAGCUGGGCUUCUACAAGGACGCCAAGAACACGACCACGGCGUACAACAACGAGCCGCCGCUCAGCCUGGCCCUCUGCACCUGUGACGUCACCAACGGCUACAAGAAGAAGAAGAACGUCUUCACGCUCAAAACGAAGGACGGCAGCGAGUUUCUGUUCCAUGCCAAAGAUGAGGACGACCUGAAGGCGUGGGUGGGCAACAUCACCGCCAGCAUCACGGAGCACGACGAGAUCGCCCGCUGGGGCCAGCCGCAGCCGACCACCUCCUCCACCGACGAGGGCACGCGGCCCGACGGCAGCAAGGGCGACAACCGCUCGGAGCGCGCCGACAACCGCUCGGAGAAGGGCGGCGAGAACCGCUCGGAGCGCGCCGACAACCGCUCGGAGAAGGGCGGCGAACGAUCGGACCGCGGCGACCGGGAGCGCGACAGAGAGAGGGAGAGGGACAGGGAGAAGGAGAGGGAGAAGGAGAGAGAACGAGGGGAGCGGUCCGAGCGUUCGGACCGUGGCGGGGAGAAGGCCGACGGUGGGAAGCGAACGGAGAAGUCCAGUAAGAAGAAGUGAGCCGGAACGCUCAGGAACUCUCCACGCUGGGGGUGGGGGAGGAGGAGGGGGGAGGGAGACCGGGGGGGGGGGUGGUCCGCCCGGAGGCAGUGGGAGGGUUUUGGGGGGGGGGGGGGGGGGGGGGGGCGGGGUUCGAAGGGGAACCCACGUGGCCCGUUGUCUAGACAACGACGGACCACCUCCCCGGCUCCCAGACCCGCCCUGGUUCUCUCUCUCUCACACACAGCCUCCCUCUCGCCCUCCUUCUCUCUAUGUCUCUUGCUCUCUCUCUCGGCCGCGUGCCUCAUGACGAUACAGUUCCACUGCAACGGGAGUCACACGAGCUCUGAGGAGGCUUGUGUGACAGACAGGGUGGGUCGGAGCAGAGGAGGGGGAGGGCCGUGUCUUCCUCACUAUUUCUGUAUGUGUCUCUCUCUCUCUCUCUCUCUCUCUCUCUCUCUCUCUCUCUCUCUCUCUCUCUCUCUCUCUCUCAUCCCUCCCUGGUUCUCUGUGAGAAACGCAGCAUGCAAGCCCCCGGAGCUGUGCCAGCGCCCCCGGUGGCCGUCUGGGGUGACAACAGCCGCUUCAAGAGUUGAGAGAGGACAUUGGUUUAGUUUUCUUUGGGUUUUCUUUGAAACAGAAAUGGCGAGCACAGAUAUCGUCAUGGGAGCGAAGGCUAACAUGGUUUGGCUGGUAGUGCGAUGUGUAGCUCCUAAAUGAUAGUUUCAUUGUGGGUUUGUUUCCCUGAGGUGAGCCCCGUACCAGUGUAUUCCUUGUCCGUCCGUCCAUCUGGUAUGUCUGUACGUCGAGACAUCCAACGCCCAUGUCUAAAUAACAGUUUUACUCUUGAAAAAUUGAAAACAGAACGAUACAAUGGCACACAAACCAAGCCUAUUUUCCCUUCCUAAUCCUAUAGUCCUGGUUUCGCCGCGGGAAACAGAACAGUAGCUGAACUCAAUUUUAGGUCCUUACUAAACACUUCGAAUUGAUGAAAGACAAUGAUGAUGACAAGGAGGAGGAUGACAUAAUUGGGGUAAGAGUAGAUAAAAGAUUGGAGCUGUGAUCUGUGUUUUUUUGUGUGUCUGUGUGUGUCUGUGAGUGUGUGUGUGUGUGCGUGUGUGUGUUUCUGUAAGCAUGCAUGAGUGUGUGUGAACAUCAAGUUCCUCCAACCCCAACACAACAUGAGCCAUGACUACAAAAAUAGCUACAAACCUAAGCUACGAUGAAAUCAAGGGAUUUUUGCUUCCAGAUACAGCCAUGUUUUCUGAUCUAGGAAGGGUGGAAAUAGUGGGGGCCUGAAGCUCAGGGGAUGAAGAUCCCUCUAUAGGCCAUGAGAGAGACUCUGAAGCAAAGCUCUCACCGAAAAGAGAUCCCCUUUCAGCUACUAUUGUUGAAAAGGUCUUCUGUUGGCAAGCAGGUUCUGAGUUGACAUCAGAAUAUAAUGCAUGAGAUUUUGUUUGAUGAUAUUGCUGUUUUAUUGACGGAUCAUUGUGUGAUGACUGGAUAGGAGACUAGAAGAGAACUCUCUAGUCCUCGGUGUUUACAACACGGAGCAGAACAGUUGGUAUCCCCCGGCAACCUUUACUCCAGUUUUGCAUCUGCGGUUCAGCAGAAGGAUAAUUUCCAUGAAUUAGUUUUAAAUUAAGGCAAGUAAAAAAAGAAAAAACACAAUCGCACUCUCACAUAUUUCUUUAUUUGAUCGACUUUGUUCGUAAACACAAAACGUGUGAAAUCUUUAAUGAGCUCCAACACACUCUCACUCUUUUCCUGCUUAGUUUUCGGCAAAGUGGAAAGGAAGACACACCAAGCCUGACUGUGAUUCAAUCACAAACUUCUGUAAUCUUAAAACGGUGCGUACAUGUAUGUUUAUGUUCCUUUGUGUUGUGUGUGUGUGUGUGUGUGUGUGUGUGUGUGUGUGUGUGUGUGUGUGUGUGUGUGUGUGUGUGUGUGUGUGUGUGUGUGUGUGUGUGUGUGUGUGUGUGUGUGUGUGUGUGCGCAAGCUGCUGCUCCGCCCUUCCCCAGGGUUUCCAUAGCUCUCAGGUUAUUUAUGUUGGCGUGUGUGUGUGUGUGUGUGUGUUACAUGCUUACACGCGUGCCCCUAAAUCCCUUGUUUUUCCACCUCAGUCUUCCAGUCACGGCACAUACACAUACAUACUACAACCAAACACACACACACAAACACACACACACACACACACACACACACACACACACACACACACACACACACACACACACACUCAUUGUCCCGAGGUUUUCAGUGUCCGUGUCACAGUGCAUGAGGUUAUGAAGCUCUUCAGGUUCGUAGCGAGCUGAAACUACACCUGAAUGAAUAUAGAAAGACUGAAUGAGUUUAUAACACUACUGUGGUUAAUAACCAUGCCUCAUUUAUUUUUUACUAUACUGUUAAUAGUUAAUAAUUCAUUAUUUGAGCAUUAAUUGAUUCAUUCUAGAUAUUAAUGAAUCUUAAUUAAUGAUACCAUUGUUUGUUAUUGUUAGCAUAAAUGCAUCAUACACUAUCAUAACUAUGAUACUCAAACUUGAAGGUACAGCAAUAGCAGCGAUGAGUCAUCGAACCAAGGAAAGAUCUGCCUACGUGAUUGGCUAAACUCCCGGAAGGGUUAAUGUCCGUAAUGGCUGUAUGGCUGCUGAGAGAUUGCAUGUCUUGCUUGACCAGAUAUCACUGUUCAACAGAUGCUUGUCUGUGCAGUCCGUUCAUUCUGUCCCCCAUCACGUUGAUGUUGUGUCUCCCCCGUCCCUGUCUUCUUAACCACAAAGCCAUAAGUAUAUAAAGAGGAAAAUGACACAAUAAAAUAAAAGCAAGUGACAAGGUCGAUUCCUGUGGGAGUCAGUAGGGCUGGAAGCACGGGGCAAUCAGCGCUAGACGACCCAGGUUAAUGCUGGGAAGUUUUGAAAAGAGCACUAGAACAGGGAGUUGGUUUGCUCUUAGGAGACAAGCUGACACACUGAUUUGUUUUGGGUUUGUUCAGCCUCAUGUCGGAUGGUUAGAUUAUUAGUCGUGUGGUUUGAAUGGGGAGUUUUGAAUGUACUUCCUCGGGAAAAAGGGACCCUUCUGCCAUGGGAUGAGGUGAGGCGGAGAACUGUCAUUUAUAAAACAUCCGUUGACAUAUGGAGGGCUUUUUAGGGUCACUGUCGUUGUAUAAAUUCCUCACAACUGCAGUUCAGAUGUUGUUUUUUCUGGGGUUUUAUUGAUUUCAUCAUUUGUAUUUAUUUUGUCUAUUGCACGCUGCAACAGUAUGCCCCCACCAGGAGUUCACCUAAAUCCACUCAAGCUCUACUCCGAAUCUAUUCAGACUCUUGCUCCUCUGAGUGAAUAGAAGAGGCGGUAGACCUUUCUGAAAGACACGUUUUGUUUUUGCCAAUCCACUGACUGUGGCAGCAGCCUUUCUUCUUUGGGGGGUUGUUCCGCGACCUCAAUACCUUCAGUGUUUGCUGGGAUCGGAGAGGAGAAUCCCGCUCCUUGCAGGAGUCUCCUUCGCUCACUUUUCUGUCUUCAGGAAAAACGUUCAUCCAUUCAACGUGAAGCGGAUUGCGUCAGGAUUUUUGAAUUCUGCCCGCACCAGGUGUCGUUAAUCAUGGUGAACCAUCAUGAGGUCUAUUUAUCAUUCACCGAGAGAAAACAAGUCCUAUAUAUGGUAGCCUUUUCUACCUUAGUUUUUUAAAUGUAUAUCAACACAUUUUAUCUAUCUAACCUUAGGCAGGAAUGCCAAAUCAAUGCAAUCCAUUACAUGCAUGUUGGAGCAAGCAACUCAACAAAUGAAAGAAGAUGAAUGAGCAGAUUCUUCACAGGGGAUGUGGAGACGUCUGGACAUGGCUAGGUCAAAGGACACGUAGGUCGCUGCUGGGAUGCAAGCAAGAAUUGUGCGCAAUUGUGAGUAUAAAGGGCAUCACAAAUUGACACGCUUUAUUUGCACCCUUUUAUUACACUCGAUUUGUUUGCAUUACUGUAGGUCCCUGAUCUAAAAUAGGCAGGUUGAAUAGGCCCAUAGGAGGGAAUGCUCUGAUUUACGUUCUAACUUUUUGAGAUAGUUGAUAAUUGAAUGUGCUCCUGCUAUUUCUUUAAAAAUGGCUUCCCUCUUAGUUCGGACUCACUGUGUUUCGAAAGCUGGGCAAACCAACACUAAAUCGAUCCGAUGAAGUGUGUAGAUAAAACAUAGUGUUCACUGAUGACACUAAUAUUUACUGUGCAGUCUUAUGCUACAGGCACACCGGGGGUCAUCGGAUUACUUAUAAAAGCUAACUCGCUAGCAAUGCUGCUAUCCAGUCCGUGUGCCACUUAGCAACCCAAAACGAUCAAAUUGUAAGAGAGUCUAAAGACAGCAGAGUUAAUAGUAAUGGAUUUUAGUGCAACUACAAAUAUGGCGAUCUAAAAACGACAACAUUUGCGGUUUAUCAACAACCUUCUUGAGCACGUGAUGGGACGGAUGUUUAGCCUGCUGGCGCGUUGCCGCUGCUUUGCCCCACUUUCUCCGAUGUAUUGAUGCUUGGCUCUGCUCACAAGAACGUCCGUUUGUCAGCAUAGGCAAAAUGCUCAAUAAAAUGUGGUUUUGUUAAUCAUUGAAGUAUGCACACUCAUUCUUUUAUAUUCAGUUUACUAAUAAAAAAAAAUAACCUA